Messenger RNA from Pelmatolapia mariae (spotted tilapia), 4864 nucleotides. RefSeq names its product dimethylarginine dimethylaminohydrolase 1 (gene ddah1). Lineage: Eukaryota; Metazoa; Chordata; Actinopteri; Cichliformes; Cichlidae. Bases 559 to 1407 code for a protein of 282 amino acids. Gene Ontology annotation, molecular function: dimethylargininase activity; amino acid binding. Gene Ontology annotation, biological process: arginine metabolic process; positive regulation of nitric oxide biosynthetic process. The transcript is spliced from 8 exons. The record is from RefSeq and is a predicted model, not a curated record.
CCACCUGAGUUUUGAAAUGAUUCCGAGUUAUAAUAGCUUUGACCAGAUGGCAGCGAAAUGCGUAAAGACGAGAUAUAAACCGUUGUUAUUGUCACGACGGGAUGGCAGAUUCCAAACAGGAUUUCUUUUUUCUUUUCUUUUUUUGCAUGAGGGCAAAGAGUUUGUUUUUGUUUGUAAGGAUCGGACAUUUCACUUCUCCCCUCUUCCCUGUAGCCUUAUGUGUAGACUUUACGUAACGGUACAGUGAGACAGCAGCACUGAGCAAGACGGCUGAAGAGCCUCUCCGUUUCUCUGACCGUUGCGCUGUCUGACCUUGAAGUGAAUUUUCCAGGAUACCCACUUCCGGGAAAAUUGCGGCAUUGGCCUGAAUGCUCCAAGCUAGCAAGCAGCCAGAACGUCUGCUUUUGUAGAGGCAGUCACCUCUGCUGAUGGUCAACAAAUCAAGUGCGAAUCAAGUUUGAUUACCCUCAUAAUUACCCUGGAAGUAUGGGACAUAGUUUUUCACAGGACUGCAUCCUGUGAAAUAUUUGAACGUGCCAAGUAAAGGGAACGCAAAACAUGGCUGGUUUGAUGGCAGGUUUCGGUCAUUACACCCACGCCGUCGUCCGGGGAAUCCCUGCGUCCCUGGCCAAAGAAGCGCUCCGGAGCAGCCAGACGGAGGUGGACCUGGCCAAGGCGGUGAAGGAGCACGAGGCAUACGUCGAGGUCCUGAGGACGAGGCUCGGGCUGGAGGUGGUCGAGCUCCCCGCGGACGAGUCACUCCCGGACUGCGUGUUCGUGGAGGACGCGGCCGUGGUGUGCGGUGACACGGCGCUCAUCACCAGACCCGGGGCUGAGAGCAGGAGAGGAGAGACGGAGGCAAUGAAAGGGGCACUGAAGGAUUUAAAUCUGAACAUUGUGGAAAUGACUGAUGAGAAUGCGACACUGGAUGGAGGAGAUGUCCUUUUUACGGGUCGAGAGUUCUUCGUGGGACUUUCCAAACGGACCAAUCAGAGAGGAGCAGAGAUCUUAGCAGAUGCAUUUAAGGACUAUGCUGUUUCCACUGUGCCUGUGCUCGAAGGCCUGCACCUGAAGAGCUUCUGCAGCAUGGGAGGACCAGGCCUUAUUGUAAUCGGCUCCAGUGAACCAGCACAGAAAGCCCUCAAAAUAAUGCAGCAGAUGAGUGACCAUCGCUACGACAAACUGACAGUGCCCGACGACCUCGCCGCCAACUGCAUCUACAUGAACCUGCCCAGCAAGGGACAUGUGCUUCUACACUGCACAGCAGAGGAGUUUCCAGAGAGUGCAAAGGUGUUUGAGAAGCUGAAGGACCACAUGCUGAUACCCAUGUCCAACUUGGAGAAGGUCAAAGUGGAUGGAGCCCUAACAUGCUGUUCUGUACUCAUCAACAAGAAGGCAAACAUCUGAGCGGGGUCACUCGGGGUCUCUCAGUGCAUGGUAACCAAGCGGAGCCUUUAACUAAUCACCAUGGAUCCCAAGGUUUGACCGUCCUGGUAUACAGAGGAGGUGUAGGGAAGUUUAAUGUUGCUGAGGGGCAAAGGGAGUAAUCUGUCUACCCUUUCACUCCAAAACACUAAAAUAAAAUUAAAAGUUUGAAAGAAUAGUUCAGUUGAUUUAAAAUACAAUAUGUUCGUCAAAUUUUCUCCUUAUUAAUUCAUUUGUAUUUUCCAAUAGCGUAUGCUGCUUCACUUGUCUACAAGCUGCUGUCAUUAAUUACAAGUGUAUCUGAUAAAGACCUGAUCCCAGAUCAGAUUAGUCAACUAUGUGCCAUGUUGAAUUUCCCCUUUAACCUGCACAGCAGGUAGAACCACAUUAGUAGAACCACACUUACUUACUGUCCAGUGUUUACAACUCUUUAAAAGAACCACACAGAACAGAGCGCUGGCGACAAACCCAGUGGGACCUGUCAGCUGUUGUCUCUGUACAGUAUAGUCUUACCAACAUUUGACUUCAGAUGUAUUAAUAAUUCAGCUAAUUCAGACAUCAUUUGGGUACAAAUAAAAAUGAUACAAUUGAUGUGCAUUGUUUAUGUUCACCCUUUUAACUGUAAUUUCAUUUGCUUAUGUAAUGAAUUAUACACUAAUUCUUCAAGAACUCUGUUUUGGAGCAAGUCCUGCUACGAUGUGAAAUCUCAAUGUGAUUGUUGCACUUUUUUUCCUCUUGUAUGUCGAAUUGCUUCUGUUCUACGGUGGCCCUGAGAGGCCAAAUGGACUGCAACUUAAGCAAACACCAGCAAUAAGAAAAAUGCUGCAAAAGCACACAAAACACAAUGGAAAUAGGAAAAACGACAACGUAAAUAGGAAAAACGAAAAAAGAAAUAGCAAAACACUGAUUUCCAAAAGCACAAGGGAAGUGUUUCUGGGGAGACAAUAACCCGACGGACUAGUUGCAGGAACCAAAAUAUGCUAAGAUUGCACUGGGAGACACUUAAAAGAAGUGGAGGAUCUAUCGGUUUUGUGUGGAAAGAAAAGAUGAGAGGUAAGUGUGUUAGCCUGACUAUUAGCCUAAAAAUCCAUCACCAGUAUUAUAUGAAUCAUGAUAAAACACGCCUACCAUGUUUUGGGUUCCUGCAACUGGUCCGUCAGGUUAUUGUCUCCCCAGAAACACUUCCCUUUUUUUCACUUCCCUUCCUAUUUUUGUUUUCGUUUUUCCUAUUUCCGUCGUCAUUUUUCCUAUUGCUGGUAUUUUCUUAAGUUGCAGUCCGUUUGGCCUCUCAGGGCCACCGUACUGUUCCUUUACAAGUGGUGCUAAAACAAACUUCCAAAACCAUAACAUUGCUUAUUAAUUCAAACAAAUAUUGUGAAUUCUUAUUCUGAAAAUACAGUUCUUAAAAUACUUGAAAAGCCUUGUGGAGAUGUGAGAUUCUGGUGUGAUUACAGUGAUUUUUUUUUUUUGCAUUAUAACUUGUUUUUCAUUAAAGCCACCCGAUAGAGAAGCUACCAGUGAAUGAAGAUUAUAUAUAAAGAUGGAUGUCACCUCCCAGACUGGGGAAAAAGAAAACAAAACAAUUAGGCUUGUGUGGAAGUGCCUUAAACCUGCAUUACUUAUAAUGGGCACCAGGGGGCGACACCUUUUGUUAAAAAAAGACGAAAAGAUCAUGGAUUGUAUGGAAGUCUAUAAGAAAAUGAUCCUACUUUGCAUUUGUUGUAUGACUUCGGAAAACAUGGAUGAGUUUAUAGUGUCAGUCGGUGUCCGAUAAAACAAUGCCGUGGUAUCGGCAUCAGUUAAAACAAUAUGGCAUUGUUUUAAUUGAUUUUAAAUGAUGAUCUAUUUAGGGUAAAACACGUAAAGGUAAAGAUGAAGCAGGAUAUUCUUUAGCGUCCAAUGUCACUUGUUUUUUGUUUUGUUUUAUUUAGUCAGAUCUACUCCUUGCUCGUCCAGGUUCAAAACAUUAAGAUGGUGAUGACAAAAAUGCUCCUUGCAAACCAAUGUGUAGCUGUAUCCAUCUUUUAUAUACAGUCUAUGGCAGUAACUGGUCAAGUGAUGCUAUAUUGCAGUGGUUUUGUAACGUUUUGUUGAUGUAAACAUUGUAUAAACAAAGAGGGGAUGACAGACAUGUAAGAAAGACUUUGUGCCAACCCAGCAGAGGUGGAAAAUUAAUGUUUUCAUUAUUAAACUCUGAACUAGACUUUCAUUUACUCGAACAGAACACCUCUGCUUCUUUUAAUCUACAGUGCCUCUCUGGAAAAUCAAUGACUUCAAUCCUGCUGAAUGAUUCUGAAGGCAGUGUAGUUUUCUCACAUCAUUAACUGUGCCAGUGUCGUUAAUUACUCUAAUUUUUUCUUCUUUUUUUUCCCCCUGUAUGGCAGUUUUCACUCCACUGUUGACUAAGAUCUUGCUGGGAAACUCUCUGUCUCACAGAACCCAGUAGGACCAAAUGUCACUGCAGACAGAGUUUGUAGUCAAAUACAGAACAAGCUGUUUGCUGUGUUUCCAUGUGUUGUGUCCCAGUAGGAGCUGAAAGGUUGACCUGCCUCGGUGGCCUUAUUCCUGUUGUUGCUGAAUUCACGUUUUUAGGGCCUGUAAACAUGGCAACAUAGCAUACGUAAACACGUAUACUGUGUUACACCGUAUGUAUGUUAAAGCCCAUCAGAUUUCAAACCAUGUCGUUUCUCACUCUGAUUGCAAGUGAAAGUUAAGGAAAUGACAUCAUGAGGUGAGUCAACCUCCCUCCACAGACAUUUGUGUAUGGGCAAGUGGGCAGUGAUGAAACAUGGAAAGAAUUCUUGUUGGGAGGAGAGGCUUGUACGCCAGUAAACACUGACUCUUUUAAGCUUUCUCUCUUUCUCUCAACUGUCUCCCUCUCAUAGCUCGCUUUUCUCCCACCCUCUGCGAUUGCCUCAUAGACGAUUGUGGGCUAAUUUAUGGCCAUGAUAUCAUACAGUCUGGCGAACGCUGUAGAUGUGCCAUUAAAGUGCGACAGCAGUAUAUUUUACAGAAGGCGGCUGGCUGGAUGCGGGGUGAUAGCAUACAGUAGUUGCAGAGCCAUUUGUGAUUCUCAUACAGUGAGUGAUACAGUCAUACACUGUCUGAUUAGUACUGUGUCAAGAGCUGGCAUUAUCUAAAAUCAUCAACCUCCUCGAGUGACACCAAAAUAUUCAAUAAAUGUCUGAAUGAACAUUUAAUGCAGUUCUUGCUUUUUGAAGACGUUCCCAAACAGUGCAGUGAUUUUGUUAAAUAAUUCUUGUUCAUUUUCUUGUUGGUUCCCUCGUCCGCACCAGUGGUCACGAUGUUGUGAUUUCCCAUGUUUCAUCUCAGGUCUUAAGUACAGUUUGUGAGUGAUAAUUAUUUGAAUCAUCUUACAUUGAGCCUUUCAAUUAUUUUGUGUAAUAAAUUAACAUCUAGCUGUAAUGUGUCUGUUGGU